AGAAUGGCCCCCGCUCGCAAGCACACACCGACUGACCACUGCACUAGAGGACUCAAGUCUGACAGAAAGAUGAGAAAACCUCUGGUCGAAAAGAAACGACGAGCACGUAUCAACGACAGUUUACACGAACUCAGAGCUCUCAUGGCGGACACAGAGCUCCAAUCAAAGAUGGAGAACGCCGAAGUAUUGGAGAUGACAGUCAGACGGGUUGAGAGCAUCCUGCAAAACCGGGCUCAAGACGUCUCCAUCCGCCACGAUGCAAGAGAGCGUUUCGCAGCUGGUUACAUCCAGUGCAUGCACGACGUGCACACGUUUGUGUCAAGUUUCCCAGGGUUGGACCCCGAUGUGGGGGCUGAGCUGCUCAACCACCUCCUGGAAAGCAUGCCAUUCCAUGGCCAGGAACGCCUCCGGACCACUCCGAUGGACACCGACCCCUGCGGCGGUCCCCGGUCCCCGCCGCUGGCGCCCUCGGGUCCGCUGGUGUCCCCGGCCGCCUCGUGCGUGUCCAGUGACGACUUCGUCUCGGACCUGGAUGACACCGACUUGGAGCAAAGUCAGGUUUCGCCUGCCAAGGAAUCGGAACAAAGUCAGGUUUUUUCGUCAGAGGAGUCGGAGUUGCAGGACGGCGGUUCCUCAUCAGAGGAGUCGGAGCUGCAGGACGUACCACCAGGUUUCGGCGCCUUCACAUCAAUUUGGAGGCCCUGGUAG
Messenger RNA from Nerophis lumbriciformis (worm pipefish), 708 nucleotides. NCBI's taxonomy places the organism in Eukaryota, Metazoa, Chordata, Actinopteri, Syngnathiformes, Syngnathidae. The record is from RefSeq and is a predicted model, not a curated record.